Molecule: messenger RNA, 852 nt
Organism: Penicillium maclennaniae
Lineage: Eukaryota; Fungi; Ascomycota; Eurotiomycetes; Eurotiales; Aspergillaceae
Exons: 1
Coding region: 1-852 (283 amino acids)
Biological process (GO): carbohydrate metabolic process
Molecular function (GO): hydrolase activity, hydrolyzing O-glycosyl compounds
Source: RefSeq, a predicted model, not a curated record
AUGACCCCGACUUUCUUCAUCCCCGACCACCCCGGUCUAAGCAUGGACGAAAAGAAGUCACAUUUCGCGAUCUGGGCCUCCUCGGGUGCUCCACUGAUCAUCAGCGCAUAUAUUCCGGGUCUGUCGGAUGAGGAGAUCAAAUAUCUCUCCAACAAGGAUCUCAUCGCUGUUGACCAGGAUCCCCUCGCCGAACAAGCUGCUCUAGUCAGCCGUGACAGCCACCUCGAUGUACUAAGCCGCUCCCUGGCGAACGGUGACCGACUAGUCACUAUCCUGAACACAGGCGAACAGACCACAUCCACACAAGUCUCCCUCGAGAAGCUCGGACUUGACUCAUCCUGCCAGUAUUGUGCCCGUGAUCUCUGGACCGGCGCCGUCUUAACUAUCAAGAAGAACAUCGACGUUACCCUUGAUAGCCACGCUACCAGCGUCCAUCGCAUUGCACCCCCACAAGGAUGCACCAGCGUGACACCCACCGGUAUGAUCUUCGACACAAGCUCAGGUCGCUGUCUGACGGCAGGGAAGACGAUAUCUUUCGCGUCCUGCCAGGCCUUCAAUUCCCAGGCCUGGCGGAUCUCCGGAACCGGCAGUAAACUGACAAUCAGCCCGCUAUCAGACGUGAAAAAGUGCCUGAGGGCCACCGGAUCUAAAGUCGAUCUUGUGCCGUGCGGAAGUGAAUCAAGUGCAACGUGGAGUUACUCCAUCGCCGGUUAUUUGCAGAGUUCCAAGGGUGGUUGUUUGACGGACUCCGCCGGGGCUGCGAAGGUGGAAACUUGUAAUCAGGAUCGCGCAGAGCAGAUCAUUGGAUUGCCGAGUGGCAUUCACUUGGCCGAUGCGAGGUUACAGAAAUGA